AUGGGUUGUGGGAAACGCCACUGUAUCAAGUUAAAUUUGACGAAAGCGAGAAGAAUCCAGAUAAUGCUCAACUUCAUAACUUAUUUGAGAUUAGCUUUAUAUUUAACGGGCAACUUGACUUCUAUUCCAACUCUGGCAAUUCUACUUCGUAGCCAACUACUUCAUCGAAAUUUCCGGCUUGUUCUUAUUAUUAUUAUCUUGUCAGGUUAUUUCAUCUCGUUUGUGACGUAUCUUAAUUUUGCAGUAAUUAUUCUGGAUAUCUCUAAUAAAGAGGAGAUCAUGAACAAAGCUAGGAUAAUCUUUUACUGCGGAGCUGCGUUGUUUGUUUAUGGGAAUCUAUGUCUAACUAUAGAGAGAUACCUGGCAGUAUGUUUUGUCACCACAUAUGAAAAAUACUCGUCGUCUAAAGCCUCUGCAGCGCUCACUAUCAUCUGUGUGACGCUUCCUGCUUUUGUGUUUGGCGGUACCACCUCCAAAUUACCUCCAGAUCACGUCCUGUUCAUUUUGAGUUUCUCUGCAUGUUCAGUUGCGAGUGUUGCUGUAUCUGCUUAUCUGAGAUUUCACAAACCAACUCGAAUGGUCGGUAGAAUCUCUUCACUUUGCUCCAGAUAUCAGAUUAAGGAGAACAACAAAACCAUGGUCAUUUAUCUUUCACUAUCUCUUAAUGAACUGAUAACAGCUAUUAUCAUGUUGGUUUUGGUAUAUUUCAUAUAUAAGAAUUAUGAAAGCUUCGAACUGGAAGAAGGAGGUUAUGCCGCCAGUGGACUUGAUUUGGUUACAUCUUACCGCAUUGUUGCGAUUCAUUUGGCUUUGAUGUAUUAUUGGUACAAGGAGAAACGAACACGAAGAACGGUAACCAUCUGCACGAGUCAGACCGCUGAGGAGUACUACAAAACGAUCAAAGAAAUAUGGAAAUAG
Messenger RNA from Necator americanus (New World hookworm), 918 nucleotides. RefSeq lists its product as uncharacterized. The transcript has 8 exons. Bases 1 to 918 code for a protein of 305 amino acids. NCBI's taxonomy places the organism in Eukaryota, Metazoa, Nematoda, Chromadorea, Rhabditida, Ancylostomatidae. Gene Ontology annotation, biological process: sensory perception of chemical stimulus. Gene Ontology annotation, cellular component: membrane. The record is from RefSeq and is a predicted model, not a curated record.